Messenger RNA from Talaromyces rugulosus, 1713 nucleotides. RefSeq lists its product as uncharacterized. Bases 1 to 1713 code for a protein of 570 amino acids. Gene Ontology annotation, molecular function: aminoacyltransferase activity. The record is from RefSeq and is a predicted model, not a curated record. Lineage: Eukaryota; Fungi; Ascomycota; Eurotiomycetes; Eurotiales; Trichocomaceae. Gene Ontology annotation, biological process: phospholipid homeostasis. The transcript has a single exon.
AUGUCGCCUCCUUCAGAGAACCAAAACCUGCCAGUCGGCGAGAAGCUGCCUGUCGAGGAUGCAAAGGCAGCCAAAAAGAAGGCCAAGAAAGAGCGCAAACUGGCCGAAAAAAAGGGGAAGAAAGAACAACGAAAAAAUGACCCAUCAGCAGCAGCACCGACGGCAGUCAAAAAGCCCACAAGUCUGUUCCAGGAAAUUGGCAAGUCCAUGGCACAGCAGCUGCAGAGUCCAAGCAAAGGAGUCGCUGGCGACGGCUUGGAUUUGAUCAGUCGGCUGCGCUUCAUGGCCAAGACAGAUGAUGUCGCUACUGCCGGGGCUACCACAACGUGCGAUAUGAGUAGCAACGCAUCGACCCUCGUCAACGACCAACAGCUACAGCAGCCAGCUUUUUCUGUCAAGCGCAAGCCUGUUCCCCGCGUAUCAACCAGUCAUUCCAACCUCUCCCAUGAUUCCGAUGGCUCGUCCGGGUCAACCAUAUCGACGGCAUCGGCCGAUACGGAAAUAAAUCGCAUCAUGGACAAGAAAUACCGCACGACUGGGCUAAUUUUCACCUUGGAGGACUUUGCGGCCAUGAAAGCUCUGGAGAGAUUGUUUGUCCAGUACGGUCGUGUGUCACACAUGGGGAUUCUAGACAAGAGUUAUAGUUUCUUCAUUAACAAAGCUCAUACAGCAGCCCUCUAUUUCAAAGUCCGCAAUGACAUCGCCAUCGUGGCUGGCGACCCUCUCUGCCAACCGCAGCUUUACUCUGCCGUCUUGGCCGAGUUCAAAAAGUACAGAAAGAGCUUUGGCUGGGGACUAUCUUUCAUGGGCGCCAGUGACACCUUUACUGCCUAUGCUCGGCAAAAGAAAUGGGCAACCAUUCAAUUCGGCACCGAACGAGUUCUCAAUCCACUCACGAACCCGGUUCUCCGCGAACAAACCGGCAAGCGAAUCGUCACCCAGAGUAAACAACUAUUGAAUCCUAUAAAGGGCGGUGUCACUCUUGGUGUGUACAUUCCCUCUCAAGGUGAAGAUCCCGUCCUGCAGCGCGAACUCGUCGGCAUCUACGACGCCUGGCGCGAAGAACGCAACACCUCGGGUGAAACACAAGCCUUCAUCACGGUUUAUGAUCCCUUUUCGCUCCCACAGCUGAUGACAUACAUUUACACACGUGGUCCAGACGGGGUUGCCAACGGGUUCGCCGCCUUGCGCAAAAUUGGUGCAAACCAAGGCUAUCACAUCGACCCGUGCAUCGCCACGCCCCACGCCGCCAAGGGUAUAUCUGAUCUGCUCAUAUUCUCGGCCAUGUCUCUGCUAAAUGAAGCGGAUCUCGACUACUUAUCAUUUGGCUUCGAACCGUGUGAUGAACUGGGCGAGAUCACUGGCUUGUCCAAGCCCAUUGAAAGCAUCACCCGCAAAAUCUACCGCCACACCUUUCCCCGUCUCCCCAUUACCGGAAAGAAGGCGUACCACGACAAGUUUCGCCCCGACGAAAACCAAGGGUCUGGUCUCUAUCUGAUUUUCCCGUCGGGGACCCCGGGGCCAAAGGAUAUGGCAGCCAUGGCGCAUAUGGCGAAUAUUUCGGUUCGGAAGGUUAUUUUCUCUGAUCUCAAACAUAAGUUUUGGAAAUCAAGCUCGGCAACACCCAGUCUGCGAGACUCAGAGGAUAUGGGUAUUCCCGCCGCCGCCGCCGGCGACCCCGCGGCGACAACGACAAUCACUGCAGAAGCUUAG